Octopus bimaculoides (California two-spot octopus) is the source of this 1481-nucleotide messenger RNA. RefSeq lists its product as uncharacterized. Lineage: Eukaryota; Metazoa; Mollusca; Cephalopoda; Octopoda; Octopodidae. The record is from RefSeq and is a predicted model, not a curated record.
AGAAGCCUGCUAUCGACAAGGACUGUUAGAAGAUGGUGCACAAUGGGAUGCAACUUUGGGAGGGGCUGCUUUAUCACAAUCACUUAAAAGUCUCGGGGCACUAUUUGCAGUAUUACUACAGACAUGCGAACUGUGUGAUCCUGCAACUCUAUGGCUCAAGUACAGGGACAACCUGGCUGAAGACUUUCAGCGGCAAGCUCAACGGCUCUAUCCUGGCAUGGAGGGUAUCAGCAAUGAAGUCUACAACAAAACUCUCAUUGACAUUGAAGACAUAAUUGCCACCUAUGGCCUGCCACAAACAUUCAGGUCAGUGUCAAAUAGCCUUCCCACUGCUGUCAUUCGUGAAACAUCGUACGACACUCAAACGCUUUCAAAGUACAUUGCUGAAAACGAGCAUAAAUUACUUCCGGACCAGCUGCAGGCCUACACAACUAUUAUUAACAGUGUAUGCCAACGUGACGGACGAAUCUUCUUCCUUGAUGCUCCUGGAGGGACAGGAAAAACAUUUAUAACAAAGCUUCUCCUUGCAGAGGUUAGGCAGCAUCAGGACAUUGCAGUAGCUGUGGCUUCCUCUGGGAUUGCAGCUUCUUUGUUACCCGGUGGCAGGACAGCACACUCGACUUUCAAACUCCCUCUCAAUUUAGCAGCAUCCGACAUGCCUUCAUGCAACAUCACCAAAAGCUCAGAUCAGGGGCAGGUACUUCAAAGGUGUCAUCUAAUUGUCUGGGAUGAAUGCACCGUGGCUCACAAGAGAGCUUUGGAAGCAUUAGAUAGAGCCCUGAAAGACAUCCAAAACUGUCACGCUCCAAUAGAUGUUACGCUUAUGUUGUCAGGUGAUUUCAGGCAAACUCUUCCUGUUAUUCCGAAAGGCACUAGAGCAGAUGAGGUCCAAGCAUGCCUAAAGUCCUCUACCCUGUGGCAUCAUGUUACCUUCCUCACUCUUAACACUAACGUGAGAGCUCAGCUGCACGGCGACCAAAUGUCCAAAAAGUUUGCACAGGACAUUUUGACAAUUGGUGAUGGUAAGGUGCCUCUCGACGCUGCGGGAGAGAUGGAAGUAUGGCCAUUUUGCUCUGUUGUUAAUUCUGUAGAUGACCUCAAACAUAAAGUCUUUCCCAACUUCAAAGAAAACUACCUAAAUCACAAUUGGCUGUGUGAAAGAGCAAUAUUAGCUCCGAAAAACGUAGCUGUUACAAAAAUUAAUCAACAGCUGAUGCAUUCUCUUCCCGGAAAUCUUCAAACUUACAAGUCUGUUGAUACAGUUUCAGAUACAAACGAAGUGGUGAACUAUCCUCCUGAAUUUCUCAAUUCGUUGGAGCCUCCUGGACUACCUCUCCACAUAUUAUCACUUAAAGUUGGAACGCCUGUUAUGCUACUUCGCAAUCUGGAACCACCAAGACUUUGCAAUGGAACACUACUCGUGAUAAAGAAGAUGAUGUCACACGUUAUCGAGGCUACCAUUCUUUCUGGAUGUGGAAAAG